Lactuca sativa (garden lettuce) is the source of this 1951-nucleotide messenger RNA. Its product is annotated as allene oxide synthase CYP74A2. Lineage: Eukaryota; Viridiplantae; Streptophyta; Magnoliopsida; Asterales; Asteraceae. Gene Ontology annotation, molecular function: heme binding; monooxygenase activity; oxidoreductase activity, acting on paired donors, with incorporation or reduction of molecular oxygen. Gene Ontology annotation, cellular component: chloroplast thylakoid membrane; chloroplast envelope. Gene Ontology annotation, biological process: jasmonic acid biosynthetic process; sterol metabolic process. The record is from RefSeq and is a predicted model, not a curated record.
UAUGAUCAUGCGAACUCAUGCAAACGCGCCCACCGUUUCCUCACACUAAGAAAUGGAGUAUUCAUCUCUCAAUUCCUUGGCUGCACCCACCACCGCUGUCCGCGGUGUCACAGUCCCCUCAGAAAACCAAUCUGCCGCUUCCCCAGCCCUUAACGAGGUCACCAUCUCCGCCGAUCACCCUCCUCUCCGUGUCAUCCCUGGUUCCUAUGGCAUUCCCUUUUUCGGUCCAAUCAAAGAUCGACUCCAGUAUUUCUACGGCACCGGCGGCCCAGUCGAGUUCUUCAAGUCCCGUGUUCAGGAAUUCCGGUCGACGGUGUAUCGGACCAACAUGCCUCCUGGCCCAUUCAUCAGCGGCGACCCAAAAGUCAUCGCCCUCCUCGAUGCCAAAAGCUUUCCCACUCUCUUUGAUGUAUCCAAAGUGGAAAAGAAAGACGUAUUCACCGGAACCUACAUGCCCUCCACCAAACUCACCGGAGGCUACCGUGUACUCUCCUACCUUGACCCUUCCGAAGCUAGACAUGCUGAGCUUAAAAACCUCAUGUUCUUCAUGCUCAAAUCUUCAAGCAGCAGAGUCAUUCCACAAUUCGAAUCCACUUACACCGAACUCUUCAAUACUCUUGAGAUACAGCUAGACAAAACCGGCGAAGCUCCAUUCAACGACGUCGGUGAACAAGCAGCUUUCCGGUUCCUCGGCCGAGCUUACUUCGAAGUCAACCCGGAAGAUACAAAAAUCGGAAAAGAUGGUCCGACACUCAUUAACAAGUGGGUGUUUUUCAAUCUCAGCCCGAUACUCACCCUCGGCCUACCGUGGUACAUUGAGGAACCUCUGCUCCAUACUUUCCGGCUGCCGGCUUUUCUGAUACAGAAAAGUUACCAGAAACUUUACGAUUACUUCUUGUCAGCUGCAACUACAGUCAUCGAGCAAGCAGAAAACCUAGGGAUCCCAAAAGACGAAGCAGUAAACAAUAUCUUAUUCGCUGUGUGCUUUAAUACAUUCGGUGGGAUGAAGAUCUUAUUCCCGAGUACACUCAAAUGGAUAGGCCUUGCUGGUGAAAAUUUGCAGACCCAGUUGGCGGAGGAGAUCAGAGGUGCUAUCAAAUCCUACGGCGGCGGAAUGGUGACAAUGGCGGCGAUAGAGCAGAUGCCGUUGAUGAAGUCCGUCGUGUACGAGAUUCUUAGGAUUGAUCCACCGGUAACUUUCCAAUAUGGGAGAGCUAAACGCGACCUUACCAUUGAGUCACAUGACGCUGUUUUCAAUGUGAAAGAAGGUGAGAUGUUAUUCGGGUACCAACCAUUUGCAACCAAGGACCCGAUAGUGUUUGACAGACCUGAAGAGUUUGUUGCUGAUCGAUUUGUUGGGGACGGAGAAAAGCUGUUGAAGUAUGUGUGGUGGUCAAAUGGGCCGGAGACGGAGAUUACAACGGUCGAAAAUAAGCAAUGUGCCGGAAAAAGCUUUGUUGUGCUGAUAACAAGGUUGUUCGUGGUUGAAAUUUUCCGGCGAUAUGACUCUUUCACCGUGGACGUGGCUACGUCUGCUUUGGGUUCGAGUAUCACAAUCACGUCCCUAAAGAAAGCUAGUACCUGAUGAGUAAUUUGAGAAUCUUGGAGAGGGUAAUGUUGGGAAUGGAAUGAGUUUUUUUGUUUUUUUUUUCCAAAUAAAGACAAGAAAUAAAAAGGAUGGGGAAAACUAUGUAUGACUUCCCUAGUUCCCAUGCUCUCUAGCAGUGGGGGUCCUGACUCGUGAGUCCUGACCACCAAGCACAUUAUCAAAAUAGUUUUGCAUUCCUCGAUCAAUAAUGGUGAAUUGGUAUUUUCAAAAGAAGAUAUAGAUAUGGAUAACAUUUUGGAAUAGUAUAUUAGAUAUUAUGCAUUGAUGAAUGAUCAUUAGUUAUAAAAGUAGAAAAUAAAAACAUUGGGAAAUUGAUGAAAAAAAAAAGAAAGACAAUGUAAG